AUCAUGCCAGCUCACCAGACCUCUACUAACUGUUCUGAUCCCUCCGCGCUCGCUGCGUGGUCGACCAAAAUCAAGGAGCCUACGAUUUUAGCGUCUGAGGAAUUGUCGAUGUAUGCUGGGUUGAGCGCAGAAGGAGGAUGGUCUAUCGGCAGACAUUCGCGAUGUCCCCCAGGUUUCAUUCCCCUUCGUGCUAAACUACGUUUCAAGCCUUCGUCGUUGACGUCGGCGGAGCUCACCAUGCAGAAUCUCUUCCUCGAAACCGACAGCUGCCGUAAUCCUUCGUGUCUUUGUCUCUCCUCUCGUGAUCCACCGUAUUUUCCUUUUGAACUCGCUCUUUGGGUGUAUACUCGCUCUCCAGUCGUCCUUCGUGUUGUGGUCCAAACGGUGCUAUGCAGACUUUUUGCUUAUGCUCUAGUAGGAGUCGAACUCGCUUGGACCUGUAUCCAGUGUGCUAUCAGAGCCGGGAGUGAAGCAGCCGGAAUGAGUGCAUGCUCGCUCAUUGUGAAAUGCGACUGGACAGCUGACAGACCCAUGGUGCGAAAGGCGAAAAGGGUCCCAACAAAUGUCUCUGCGUACUUCGUUGCGCAUAGUGAUCCUGCGCUUACACGUCUUCGCGCGAGUGAAGGUACUAAAGCGGAUGCCUACUCAGUGUCAUCUAUCCGAGCACAGUCCUUGUUGUAUCUCUCUCCUCAGUGA
Guyanagaster necrorhizus is the source of this 696-nucleotide messenger RNA. RefSeq lists its product as uncharacterized. The record is from RefSeq and is a predicted model, not a curated record. The transcript is spliced from 4 exons. NCBI's taxonomy places the organism in Eukaryota, Fungi, Basidiomycota, Agaricomycetes, Agaricales, Physalacriaceae. The coding region runs from base 4 to 696 and encodes 230 amino acids.